Messenger RNA from Ostrea edulis (European flat oyster), 1748 nucleotides. RefSeq lists its product as uncharacterized. NCBI's taxonomy places the organism in Eukaryota, Metazoa, Mollusca, Bivalvia, Ostreida, Ostreidae. The coding region runs from base 101 to 1627 and encodes 508 amino acids. The record is from RefSeq and is a predicted model, not a curated record. The transcript is spliced from 7 exons.
GAAAUUAUAUCCGUCCUUGUACAUCGGUAUUUUACAUGAGACCAGAUAUAUUUUUAUCUACUCUAUUAAUAAAUACUUAUGGGGAAAAGAUACAAAUUUAAUGAGAUAUGAUUUCAUAGAUGCUUUAUAUCAUCGCAAGAUGGCCAGAGAACUGUGGACAUUAUAUUCAGUUGUUUUCAUCAUUUGUUCUGCUUUGAUCAUAAAAUCAACCACGGCACAGUUUCCAAACUUCGACAUCCAAGCUAACAACAGCCUGUUAACCGCUGGUGACACAGUGAUCAUCGACUGUUUGCUCUACAAUGCCUCUGUGCUCGAUAUCAUGAAUGGCUACGAUAUUGUAUGGUUUAAAGAUGAAAUGAAACUCACACAAGCAUACACGAGGCUGAUGAAUGACGUCAUCAAUGACCAUCGAUACUCCGCCAGCAUCGGAGUCAGAAAUAUAGGAGCUGUCUCUACCAUUCAAAUCACAGGUAUCACUACAGAAGAUGAAGGCGUUUUUACUUGUGAACUUACAAACAGAAUGAACGUUAAACAGAGGAAGUCGAUAUAUAUAAGUGUUGAAAAUCAAGAAAAUCAAACCAUAACACCUGAUGUCAUCACCGUUAUUUCUGAUCCAUCAUUCAACCAUAACAAAAGAUUGUUCGCAGAGCGGACGGAUGUUGAAGAAGACAAAAACUCCACAAACACGACAUCAAUCAAUAUUUUUACCAAAAGGACGACCGAUAGUGUCAAAUUUCGUGCAGAUGUACACUACAUUAGUUAUCCACCAGACAGCAACAUUUCAACUACAGCAGACGGCAACAGUACUUCACCGCUGUUGCUUUCUAUUGAAAACACUUUAGAAAACACGUCCAUGUCAACAGGAAUACAGAAAAGAGAAGACGACAAAGGUGGUCUCACUGCAGGAAUCAUCGUGCUUGUGCUUAUCCUUGUUCUGAUGUCAAUAUACUAUGCCAGAAGAAGAAACACCUUAAAUUGUGAAAGUUGCUGCCAUGAAGCAAGAUCUACAGGCAGAACUGAUGACGUCACACCAAGAGAAACUAUUCAUCAAUAUGAAAGCGUUUUGCCGAUAGUUUAUCAUGACGUUUACGUGGAUCAGGCAUCAGAGAUUGAAACCAAACCCAGGAGGCGACCGGACGAAGAUGCAAUCGACAGAACCUUUCUAAAUGAGUACGAGAUCAACGAAAAUUUACAUAGGGAGAGUUCCGACGGUAGAAUUGGUAGGGCCAACACGUUGGAAAAAGUAGAACCGUUGGCUAUGUAUCCUAACACCAGUGAUCAAAAUAUGUUGAAUAUGCAUCGUGAAGACACUUCCGAUGAUUAUCUGGAUCCGGUACCAGAUUUUGAAAUCAAACAUUACGAAGAUGUAAACGACAGGACCUUUCUAAAUGAGCACAAGAUCAAGAAACAUAUUCGUGGGAAGAGUUCCGACGGUGGAAAUGAUAGGACCGACACGCUGGGAAAAAUAGAACUGCCGCAUGUGUAUCGUAACACCAGCGAUCAAAAUUUGUUCCCUGAUUCUCAUAAUACCGGUGAAGACACUUCCGAUGCAACGUAUCGAUUGAAAAAGAAAACCAGUCCCUACGAGUCAUGCAACAGUAUCAGUUUCCUGAAGGAUUUUGCAUGAUACUUUUUUAGUUGUAUGGUGAAAAUUUGUGAAUGACUUUUAGAAUGAGAAAUCAAAGAAACGUUUAUGUCAUUUGUGUUUUAUGUUUACGAAAUAAAAAAAAUGUAUUCAUGUAACGUAA